CCCUCCCUUCCUUGCUAGUCUCUUCGACCCCAUCAUAAUCAUCAUCAUCUCUCUCUCUCUUCCUGUGUGUUCUUCCCAACCCCCUCCUUCCUUGCAUCGCUUCCAGCUCUUUUCGCGCAAUCCCUCAGAUCAAUCGGCAUGUGUAAGUCUAUCAGCGCACUCCCCACCUCACGAACAAUCAAGAUGCAGAGCGUCGAGUUCUUCUUGCCAAGACUGCAGGCCGCAGCGUUCGCCCAACAUGAUCGCACAACCGUUGAUGCAGAAGAUGCCACAACCCGCUGCAGCAUCACUCAAGAUACCAUGGAGUCCAUCGACAAGGAAGACAUGCUGCUUUCAAACGUUUUGGAAGCAAGGACCAAGCCGAAGCUCAUCAUCUCGCGUGCUUGGUCGGCCUGAAGCCUUUCAGAAGCUUGUUAUGAAGUUGAGAUCUCAUGAACAAACCACUCCUUAUCGUGCACAUGUAAAUUAGUCUGUUAAAAGAAAAGUUCGUUCGUAAAAUCUAGUUAAUC
Guillardia theta CCMP2712 is the source of this 509-nucleotide messenger RNA. RefSeq lists its product as hypothetical. NCBI's taxonomy places the organism in Eukaryota, Cryptophyceae, Pyrenomonadales, Geminigeraceae. The transcript has a single exon. The record is from RefSeq and is a predicted model, not a curated record. The coding region runs from base 184 to 396 and encodes 70 amino acids.